AUGACAAUAGGGAGUGAGAGGUGUAGGAAUAGAGUAGGCAUCUUAGUAGAUGAAGGACUUAAGGGGCAGGUGGGCUUGGACGGUGAGGAGAAGAAGCGAUUUUGGAAGGCUUUGGACGAGGUGGUUAGAGGUGUGCCUAACUCUGAGAAGAUUAUUGUAGCUGGGGAUUUCAAUGGUCACAUCGAGGUGUUAUCGGGAGGUUAUGGCGAUGUGCAUGAGGGUUAUGGUUUUGGGGAAAGAAAUGAAGAGGGAGCUGCUAUGCUGGAUUUUGAGAGGGCCUUUGGGGUGGUGGUAGUGAAUUCGAGCUUUCCAAAGAAGGAGGAUCUCCUAGUCACUUUUCGAAGCGCAAUAGCUAAGACUCAGGUUGACUUUCUGCUGCUUAGGAGAGGGGAUAGGACGCUGUGUAAGAAUUGUAAGAUCAUUCCGAGUGAGAACCUUUCGACCCGACAUAAGCUUCUGGUGAUAGAUUUGGGCUUAAAAAGGGAUAAGAAGAGAAGGGGCGGGGAGGGUCGACCUAAAAUAAAGUGA
This is a messenger RNA of Capsicum annuum, 528 nucleotides long. RefSeq lists its product as uncharacterized. Gene Ontology annotation, biological process: chromatin remodeling. Lineage: Eukaryota; Viridiplantae; Streptophyta; Magnoliopsida; Solanales; Solanaceae. The coding region runs from base 1 to 528 and encodes 175 amino acids. The record is from RefSeq and is a predicted model, not a curated record. Gene Ontology annotation, cellular component: nucleus. The transcript has 3 exons.